AUGGCCGGUUUCUUAUAUUAUGUCGCUAUCUCGGACGAGGACGUAGCACCUGGAGCCCAAAUGUCGGAGUCGGAUCUUGAUGAACAACAUCUUACAGAGCAGGAACUAGUAGAGGCUCUCCAGGAACAGAUCCUCGACAGGUCAAGCGAGAAGUCACCAAGUCCGCCUCGCGCCUCGCCUGAGGCAGAGGACCUAGACUGCUCAACUUCUGAGGGUUCGCUCUGCGAUGAAUAUUAUCCGAACUCUCCCCCAAAAGAAUGGGAGAAGGGGCCAAUGGAAGACCGGAUGGCAGAGGCCAUGGGAGGGAAGAUCGAAGAGAAAGAAGUAGAGAAAGGGAGGCCUCAAAAGGCCGACCAUGGGCAGGUUUCAAAAGCCAAAAUGCAUAGCGACAGCAAAUUUAAAAGAUAG
Messenger RNA from Bacidia gigantensis, 408 nucleotides. RefSeq lists its product as uncharacterized. The record is from RefSeq and is a predicted model, not a curated record. Bases 1 to 408 code for a protein of 135 amino acids. NCBI's taxonomy places the organism in Eukaryota, Fungi, Ascomycota, Lecanoromycetes, Lecanorales, Ramalinaceae. The transcript has 2 exons.